GUUCUUUACCCAUACCAGAAAUGGUCAUUCCUCCUCCUGUCAGGCCGCCAAGGAUCAUCAACUACCUGAAGCCUUAUGUUCUGAAGAUGCACUUCACAAACAAAUAUGUGAACGCCCAAGUUAUUCACACCCCGACUGCUACAGUUGCAGCUGCAGCAAGCUCACAGGAAAAACUACUCAGGCCGAGCAUGGAGUCCACAAGAGAUGUCGCAGCAGCUGCCAAGAUUGGUAAGCUAUUGGGGGAGCGUCUCCUACUCAAGGGUAUUCCUGCUGUGUCUACGUUCUUGAAAAGGGAACAAAAAUACCAUGGGAAGGUGAAGGCUGUCAUAGAUAGUGUGAGAGAAGCCGGUGUCAAGCUGCUUUGAUGUCAUUCCUCAGUUGCCAUCAGAUAGUUACAAGUAUUAAGCUGCUGCGACAAUUUACAGGAAACAUUGGAGGCGGUGCCUUUUUUCCUUCAAUCUAAAUUUAAUUGUCGAGCUUGCUCUCAUGACUAUUGUCAUCUUAGGACUUGGCAAUUAUAUGCUGGAAUGCUAAGAAUUUAACUUGAUGCUUAACAAUUCAAUCCCAUCUUCAGGAUCCUUAUCUCAA
This is a messenger RNA of Zingiber officinale, 588 nucleotides long. Its product is annotated as 50S ribosomal protein L18-like. The coding region runs from base 21 to 365 and encodes 114 amino acids. Gene Ontology annotation, biological process: translation. The record is from RefSeq and is a predicted model, not a curated record. The transcript has a single exon. Gene Ontology annotation, molecular function: 5S rRNA binding; structural constituent of ribosome. Lineage: Eukaryota; Viridiplantae; Streptophyta; Magnoliopsida; Zingiberales; Zingiberaceae. Gene Ontology annotation, cellular component: ribosome.